AAGGCCUUUCUCGAGAUAUGUUCAAUAAUCAUUUCCAAGAAUUCUCAACCAUAUCUUCCUCUGCUCUUCCUCUGCUAUAAUCAAUCUUUCACGCAGAAGGACAAAAAAAAAAAAGAAUAUAUACAAACAAUGGAAGAAGAAUCUCAAAUGAUCCUAAUCCUCACCUCCAUCAUCCUAACCAUCUCCUCUCUCACACUCUUCAUCAAAAACCUCAAACAAAACCAAAACCUUCCUCCAUCACCACCGUCCUCACUUCCAAUCAUCGGCCACCUCCGUCUCCUCAAACCGCCCCUCCACCGCGUCCUCCUCUCCGUCUCCAAAUCGCUAAACGAUUCCCCGAUCUUCUCCCUCCGUCUCGGUAACAAACUCGUGUUCGUCGUCUCUUCUCUCCCGAUCGUCGAAGAAUGUUUCACCAAAAACGACGUCGUUCUCGCGAACCGACCUAAAUCGAUGGCUUCCAAACACAUCUCUUACAAUUACUCGUCGAUGGUCUCGGCUCCGUAUAGUGAGCAGUGGAGAAACCUCCGACGUAUCGGCGCCGUCGAGAUCUUUUCCAAUCACCGUCUUAAUAGCUUUACCUCUAUUCGCCGUGACGAGAUCCGCCGACUCAUCGCUCGUCUCUCUCGCUCUCAGAACUCUUCACUCGAAUUUGGGAAGGUUGAGAUGAACUCAAUGUUAUCCAACUUAUCAUUCAACAACAUCAUUAGAAUGGUGGCUGGAAAAUGUUACUACGGAGAUGGUGCAGAGGAUGAUUUAGAGGCUAAACGUGUGAGGCAGCUUAUCGGAGAGGCGAUGACUUGUUUUGGUGCUGGACAUGCGGCUGAUCAUUUACCGGUCUUGAGAUGGUUUACAGAUUUCGAGAGACGGGUAAAGAAGAUUGCUGGUAGGCUUGAUGAGUUUUUCCAAGGAUUGGUUGAUGAGAAACGAGCGGCAAAGGAGAAGAAGGAGAAUACAAUGAUUGAUCACUUGCUUUCUUUGCAAGAAUCACAACCUGAGUAUUACACAGACCACACCAUCAAAGGAACCAUGCUCUCUCUUAUACUUGCGGGGACUGAUACAUCAGCGGUAACUUUGGAAUGGGCAUUGUCGAACCUAUUGAACCAUCCUGAAGUAUUAAAGAAGGCGAGAGAUGAAAUCGACAAUAAUAUUGGCUUAGAUAGGCUUGUGGAGGAAUCAGACAUCUCAAACCUUCCGUAUCUUCAGAACAUCGUCUUUGAAACGUUGCGGUUAUACCCUGCAGGGCCAAUGUCAGUCCCGCACGUCGCAUCAGAAGACUGUAAAGUACGGGAAUACGAUAUGCCGCGUGGUACUAUGUUAUUAGUGAACGUGUGGGCUAUACACAGAGAUCCUAACCUAUGGGAUGAUCCCGCGAGUUUCAAGCCAGAGAGGUUCGAGAGAGAAGGAGUGAGUCGUAAACUAAUAACGUUCGGGUUAGGAAGAAGGGCGUGUCCCGGGGCCGGACUAGCUCAACGGUUGGUAAACUUAACUCUUGGGUGUCUGAUUCAAUGUUUUGAGUGGGAGAGGAUUGGAGAAGAAGAGGUGGAUAUGACUGAAUGUGGAGGACUCACAAUGCCUAGAGCUAAACCUUUGGUAGCCAUGUGCAGAGCACGGGACUUUGUUGGUAAAAUCCUACAUGAGUCUGCUUAAUUGUAUAGUAGACUUUUGUAAAUGCUAAUACAUGUUUUAAGGCGACGGUUUAUUGUCUGUAUGUUGCUGUUAUUAUUUCAUUUGUAUUUGUACUACGUUACGUAAAACGUAAUAUUCAAUCAAAACGAUGGAUACAAGACAAAAUCGAUUAUGACAA
Messenger RNA from Camelina sativa (false flax), 1804 nucleotides. Its product is annotated as cytochrome P450 81D11. The record is from RefSeq and is a predicted model, not a curated record. Lineage: Eukaryota; Viridiplantae; Streptophyta; Magnoliopsida; Brassicales; Brassicaceae. Gene Ontology annotation, molecular function: oxidoreductase activity, acting on paired donors, with incorporation or reduction of molecular oxygen; monooxygenase activity; heme binding.